AUGGCAGCCAAGAAGGACCAUGACAAUCUCAUGGCAACUACGGCAACAGCAAAGCUAGUGAAGCUUACGGUGUCAAAGUCUACCCAAACGGACCCAAGCAACACACAUGGUUACAAAGCAUUGACGGCAGCUGGAGUGAAUCCGAAUUCGUCCAACACCACGAUAAUCACAACCAACAGCGUAGUCACGACCAACGCUCAGACCCAGCAGGCCCAACAACAGCAGCAGCAACAAGUUCAGCAAGCCCAGGCUCAACAACAGCAGCAGCAGCAACAGCAGCAACAACAACAACAGCAACACCAGCAGCAACAGCAACACAUCGAAGUUCAGCAGAUUCAGCACCACCAGGGACAGCAAACCGUCCAGGAUGUUAACACCGGUAACAUCAUCACCACCAUUGCCGCCAGUCAAAGUUCGCCGGAAACGUCCUCGCGGCCACAGUAUGCCUGCCGGGAGUGCGGCAGUGCCUUCAAUAGUCGCGAAGCACUUGCCCUCCAUCUGCGUCUGCACACCGGCGACAAGAGCUUAAUGACGGAUCUUUGUGCCCUUACCGCUGCCAUUCCCGGCCACUUGUUCCCAGCUGUUAAUCAAGUACAAAUUAUCACAUCCUCCUGUCAAGUGGUACAGCAAACGUUGCAAUCACAGAGCCCGCCCCAACAGCAGGUUCAAGUACAGCACCAACAGGCACAGCAACAGGUUCAACACCAACAGCCCCAACAGCAGGUACAGGUCGUUCAGCAGCCUGCGCAGGUCCAGCAGGUACAACAACAGCACACUGUAGUGGUUGCACAGGCGAAACCCAAGUCCCACUACUGCGGCCACUGCGGCAAGGGCUUCGCGGCUAAGCACGGCCUAUUGUUGCACAACCGACGCCAUCCGAACGGAGGCUGCACGGUGCGAACACACGUUUGCGAGUGCGGAAAGGCCUUCUUCCAGAAGAACCACCUCAUGCUGCAUCAACGGCAGCAUCUCGAGCAGAAUCAACGAACUGGUCAGGGCCAGGCGCAGGCUCAACAGGGACAGCCCCAACAGCAACAGCAGCUGGUUGUUAUACAGUAGACCAACCAGGAUGCU
Molecule: messenger RNA, 1074 nt
Organism: Aedes albopictus (Asian tiger mosquito)
Lineage: Eukaryota; Metazoa; Arthropoda; Insecta; Diptera; Culicidae
Product: ras-interacting protein RIP3-like
Exons: 2
Coding region: 1-1059 (352 amino acids)
Biological process (GO): embryo development; regulation of transcription by RNA polymerase II
Cellular component (GO): nucleus
Molecular function (GO): RNA polymerase II transcription regulatory region sequence-specific DNA binding; DNA-binding transcription factor activity, RNA polymerase II-specific
Source: RefSeq, a predicted model, not a curated record